Molecule: messenger RNA, 1242 nt
Organism: Notechis scutatus (mainland tiger snake)
Lineage: Eukaryota; Metazoa; Chordata; Lepidosauria; Squamata; Elapidae
Source: RefSeq, a predicted model, not a curated record
AUGGGCAAGGAGUGGGCUGUAUUGGCCAGGCAUACUAGUGCUGUGGAACUGGGUGCAGAGAAGGAGGCCGUGAAGGAGGCGAGGAAGAGGUUUACCUCUUGCAGCGUGGCCUUUCUGAGUCCCCAGGAGGCUUUGCACGUGUCCUUUAGCUUGACCUGGGAUGUGAAGAUCCUUGGUAAUUUUCUAACUGAGUUAUGUCUCUUCUGCAGGUCCUCUGGAUUUGUUUGCUGCCCAGGAUGGAGACAGCAAGAGGAGGAGUGCCCGAUAGCCGUCUGCGAGGGCAACUUCACCUGUACCAACAACGAGGUGUGUGUGAGGCCCAACGAGUGUCGCUGUCGCCAUGGCUAUUUUGGGGCCAACUGCGAAACCAAGUGUCCCCGCCUCUUUUGGGGCCCGGAUUGCAAAGAGCUGUGCAAUUGCUAUCCCAACGGGCAGUGUGAGGACGUGACGGGCCAAUGCACGUGUAAUGCCAACCGCUGGGGCCCCCGGUGCGAGAACGUCUGCCUGUGCAAACACGGCAAGUGUGACCAGAAGACGGGCAAGUGCUCCUGUGAGCCGAACUGGUGGGGCCCCCUGUGUGCCAACGCCUGCUACUGCAGCCUCAACUCACAGUGCGACCAGAAGACCGGCCACUGCCUCUGCCAGCCAGGCUGGUGGGGCCGCACCUGCAACAACCAGUGUGCCUGCAGCACCUCACCCUGCGAGCAGUUCACGGGGCGUUGCCAGUGCCGCAGCCGCACCUUUGGCCCCCGCUGCGACCGCUACUGCCAGUGUCAUAUGGGGAAGUGCAACCAGGUAGACGGGACCUGCACCUGCGAGCCAGGCUACCGGGGCAAGUUCUGCCGCGAGGCCUGUCCGGCCGGCUUCUAUGGACAAGGCUGCAGGCGACGGUGCGGUCAGUGCAAGGAGCUGCAGCCGUGUACAAUUGUGGAUGGCCGUUGCCUGGCCUGUGAAGCUGGUUGGAAUGGCACCAAAUGUGACCAGAUCUGCUCUUCGGGCUUUUACGGGGAGGGCUGUGAGCAGAUCUGCCCCCCCUGUAAGGAUGGCCACACCUGCAACCAUAUCAACGGGAAGUGUUCUCACUGCAACCCGGGCUGGAUUGGAGACAGGUGCGAGACCAAAUGCCGCAACGGGACUUACGGCGAGAACUGUGCCUUCGUCUGCAGCAGCUGUUUUAACGGGGAGUGCCACUUUGAGACCGGGAGGUGCCUCUGCCAAGCCGGGUUCCACGGCAUGUUGUAA